Messenger RNA from Eurytemora carolleeae, 1860 nucleotides. RefSeq lists its product as uncharacterized. The transcript has 13 exons. NCBI's taxonomy places the organism in Eukaryota, Metazoa, Arthropoda, Copepoda, Calanoida, Temoridae. Gene Ontology annotation, molecular function: protein binding. The record is from RefSeq and is a predicted model, not a curated record. The coding region runs from base 145 to 1860 and encodes 571 amino acids.
CAAGUUUUUUUAGCCUUUCAAAUGAAAUUAAACUCACAAAAAGUGAAUUAAAAAGAUGUAAAAAAAGGUAGAAAAGUGAGUCUUACUUAUAAAUCUUUUCAACUUCGGACCUAUGGUUGAAGGAGAGUACUGGAGAAUGAAAACAUGCACAUUUUGGAAGUUUCCUUUGUCUCCGAGUCUGAUUCCUAUGUGGUGUGGUGGACAGGAUCAGAAUCGGAUCCAAGAAUGAGGUUGACUUGUAGAAGAGAUCAGAGUAUCUCCAGUCUUGGGUUCCACUCCGUGUACUGUAUGAGUGUAGAUAUGAGAACCCUGUACUGUUGUGAUGACCUGGAGAAUUACAAUAUAAACCAAUUUAUCUUGGACGGAAAUGAUUGGAAACAUAUUAAAUAUUUUAGUUGUGAGGACGAACUUAUUAUGAUAUCUUUGGAGAAAGAAGAAACCGUCCUAACCGCAGCGUUCAAUUCAGGAUUUAUUCUUUUCAACCUGUUUAAGGAGACAGACCCAUUGAUUCUUCGAUUUCCAAAGGGUGUGAAUAAUCUAAGAAUCCGAAACCAGUUUGCGAGUAGAUGUGCUCUGUUUGAAAACCUAGCAGUUUGUGCUCUCCGGCGGGAUAUUUAUAUUUGGAACCUGGACACAGGUUUGCUGGAGAAUGUUCUAAGUGCUCAUGUUGGACGCAUUCUGGGGAUGUUUCCUUUGCAUCAAGCGGAGAAAGACUUAGUAAUAACUUUCUCCGGAGAUAGAACCAUCAAGGUUUGGGACCUGGAACUACGGAACGAGGAAACCCAUGAACUUCACAGCCAGGAUUUGGCUUCCAGGAUCAUACAUGUUCCAGAUACAGGGACGAAUGUGUUUACUGAAACUAGAAACUGUGUAUGUAUCUGGGAUUCUAAAACAGGACGUAUUCUCAGAAAGAUUUCAGAGUCUCCACUUGGUGCAGUCAUUACACAGUCAGUUAUUUCUAGGAACGGAGACCUCCUUGUAACAAGUGAAUCCUCCUGCCUGUGUAUCUGGAACCUGAAAACUUAUAAACUCCUUCUAAAGGAGUUUCUGCCAGACAUAAUACAGUUCAUUCUCUGGGACCUGGACAGGAAACUUAUCAUUCUUUCACAGGAGAGUGCUGGAUCGCUUACAAGGAUAAUAAUCCAGUGUAGGACACUUCCUAAAGGAUCUUCUGUAUACAAGACGAGUGUUGGAGCACUGAAACCUAAACCUGGAUCCUUGACCUGCUCUGAACUCUGGUUGGUAGUUUUAGGUUACGAGAACCAGCUUCAAAAUAUCUCAGUGUUCCACACCGCUACUGGAGAUUGUCUUUACACCCUGAACCCUAAGGGUCUUCUCACCAAGGAUGUUCUCCGUCUAGUUCCAGUUCAGAGUAAACCCUACUCCAUUGGUAUAAUAAACUCAGAGAAAGGAGCAAUCCUAGACAUCAAAAACAGAAGAAACAACAAAACUUAUCCUGGUUGGAAUGGAUCUACGACAAGUGAUGGAAAGAUCGGAGUCAGGAAAAUAAUUAUUUUUAAUGCACCCUGCAGAGGAGGAUUAGGUUUGCUUGAUAUGAAAACCGGAAAUAUUUUCAGGACUCUGAUUGAACGAAAGAACGAUGGUCUCCAUCAAGUUCUCAGUUUCCUGGAUCCAACGGAGAAUAUUGCAAUCUACUAUUCUCCAGCUCUUCUCUCCAUCCAGAUAUUUAGGUUAUCAGAUGGAUUAAGGAUAGCCAACUACUCCGAACCGAGAGGAAUCGACUGUUUAUCUGUCAGCAAAGACGGACAGUCUUUAUUUUACUCCAGUAAGGACGGAAAACUUGUCAGGAAAACAAAUCUAGCUCACCUGUCCCCAAACCCAGACCUACCUAACGAUUGA